AUGACCUCAGCUCAGCUCCUCACUAAGGAGACACAGCAGGCAGACAGAGGACACAAUAGCCAGCACAGUGCAAACGCUCAGUGCAGACUCAGGAUUAUGGAGGAAGGACCUUACAAGUACAUCAGGGACGGGAAUGGAAAAGUCAGUCGGGUCAUCCGGAUCGGGACCCGUCAGAGCCAGCUGGCUCGCAUCCAGACCGACAGCGUGGCCGCCAUGCUGAAAGAGCUGUACAGUGACCUCCACCUGGAGAUAGUCGGCAUGACAACAACCGGAGACAAAAUCUUGGACACGGCGUUAUCGAAGAUUGGAGAGAAGAGUCUGUUCACCAAAGAGCUGGAGACCGCUCUGGAGAGGAACGAGGUCGACCUGGUCGUUCACUCUCUCAAAGACCUUCCCACCACUCUGCCUCCAGGAUUCACCAUCGGGGCCGUGCUGAAGAGAGAAAACCCCCAUGAUGCAGUGGUGCUUCACCCCAAACAUAAAGGGAAGAGUCUGGAGACUCUGCCAGAGAACAGCGUGAUCGGCACCAGCUCGCUGCGCCGCGCCGCUCAGCUGAAGAAGAGAUUCUCUCACCUGGACUUCAAAGAUAUCCGCGGGAACCUGAACACACGUCUGAAGAAGCUGGACGAGAAGGACGACUUCGCCGCCAUCAUCCUGGCUGCUGCCGGCCUCAAGAGGAUGGGCUGGGAGAGCCGGAUCAGCCAGAUCCUGACGCCUGAAGACUGCAUGUAUGCUGUGGGACAGGGAGCUCUUGCAGUGGAGGUCCGGGCCAGAGAUGCUGACAUCCUGGAGAUGGUGUCUGUGCUCCACGACCCUGACACAGUGCUGCACUGCAUCGCAGAGAGAGCCUUCCUAAGGAAACUGGAGGGCGGCUGCAGCGUUCCGGUGGCUGUUCACACUCAGGUGAAGGACUCUCAGCUCUACCUGACGGGGGCCGUGUACAGUCUGGACGGAUCAGACAGUCUGAAGGAGACCAUGCAGACGAGCAUCGCUGCUGGUGAGAAGAGUCCGGAGGCGGCGAACAAGCAGCUUGAUCGAGUGGGAGUCACAGCCACGAAGAUCUCGGGUGAAGCCCAGAACCGGGCUGAGCAGCUGGGGGUCGACCUGGCCGACUUACUGCUGAGCCAAGGAGCCAAGGAGAUCCUGACGGUGGCCAGGCAGCUCAACGACGCCAGAUAAUCCUGACAGGGUGAGGGGCGGGGCUCUUGGAGGAGGGGCGGGGCCUCCACAGCCUCGUGUGGAGUCCAUGUUUGAAUUUAUUUUAUGUUUCAUGUUUGAAGUUCAGAGAGAGAGAAACGCUGACUCCUUGGUGAGAUCAAUGAUGGAGGAUUUCAGGCCCUGCUUGGACCAAAGUUGAGCUCAGUGAGUUUCGUCUGAAACAUCUGAGUCCGUCGCUCUCCUGGUUCUGGUUCCUGUUCUUACACUCAGAACCUCAGAGAAACUUCUCCUGAGCCUUGAAGCCUCACUGGGAUAAUCAGGGAGAAACACCACGCUGCCUUCAAACAUGCUCACGGCUGUUAAAGCAUCAUCACUGACAGAUAUCCUCACUGUUUCAUCUCUUUGUUGUUUUUAUAUCAGCUCAGUAUUUACAGAGGACGCUGUUAAAACUCUGCGUCCUGAAAUAUGUUCCUCCUUUCUCCGGACUCACUCAACACCUGUUUCCUCUGACGUCCCGCUGAGGCUGGGAGAUUAAUAAUCCAACUACAUGAACAUAACAGUUUGUAAAGGAUCAAGAUAAGUGCUCAUAUCAAAUUAUAAAACAGAGAGUCAUUAAUCAUAAACGACUUCUACCUCCUCACCUGCAGUACCUCCUCAGCCCACCAGGGGGCCUCAGUUGAGUGUUUCAGCUGUUUCUCUCGUUUCUCUGACUUUGAACCUGAUUAAAGGUCAGCGUGGACUUGUUAACGUCGAUGUGUCUGUGAAGUUCUGCUGAAGAACCGCUGCUUUCUACAAACAAUCCAACCAGUGAGCUGAUUAAUCAGAACUAUAACAGAUAUUUAUUAAUAACACGAUGAAUCAGAGUUAUCAUGAGAUACAGUUCAGUCUCGUGUCUGAUCUCAUCGCCUGUAUCUUCUAACUGGAGAUCUGGACCUCAUACUGGGUUACUUCUCUUCGUUGAGACUUUUCUGUUGAACAGAUGUCUCAUAAGAAGUGGGCGGAGCCAAACAGACAUUUGUAACCCUGUGUGUCACUUUGAUCAUCACCAUCAUGUUUUUAUUUUGACCUUUUAGAGCAGAAGGUUGAGCAGGAGAGGAGCUAAACUAUCAGCUGACACAAGCACUACAGUGAUCAUCAAAGUCCAUCUGAAACACGCGGUAACUUUAAUUCAUCAGACGCUCUUAAAAUGCUCUCCCUGCUUUAAAGUCUGUUAUUCUAAAUCAUCUGUUUACAUCUUGUGUUGUUAAAGAAGAGUUUAAUGUGAACGUGUUAGAGAAAUGUUCACUGAGGUGAAAACUCCAGUAAGAAGUUUGGACUUCUGUUUUUAAACACUGACGUCGCCCCCUGCUGGCUGAAAGAAAGAACAACACAUCCUCUUCUUAAAUACAGUCAGGGUUUCUAAAUGAUGAGCUAAGCUAUCAUAAUCUUAAUAAAUUAAAGAUGUUAAAUUCAUAGUUCAUCGGCACAUAUCUAACUUUAUAUCAGUUCUAAAAGCAGAAAUAAUAAAGAUGGAGGUUUCUAUGUGCUGUAACAAAGACAUGCUGUACUCUACAUCUGAAACCUGAAGUGUUUCUAAAAGAUCCUCAAACAUGUCGCCUUCAAUGUUUCAUAAAUGUGUCUUCUCAGGAAACCAGGUGUCGGCCUUGAAGAGAUGAAAACCUGUGUUUUUAUCUUCAUUCUGCUUCACUGUACGCUCCCUGUGAUCACAUGUUGUAUUUCUGCUCUGUCUGAAUCAUUUAAACCUCUCACACUAGAGGUUAGAUAACAUCGGCCAUGUUUGUUUUAAAGCUUUAAUGUUUGUUUGAAUGGACACACAAUGUGACUUGUUUUUUUUUUUCAUGAUCAAUAAACCUGUGGAGUCAUG
Notolabrus celidotus (New Zealand spotty) is the source of this 3022-nucleotide messenger RNA. Its product is annotated as porphobilinogen deaminase-like. Gene Ontology annotation, cellular component: cytoplasm. Gene Ontology annotation, molecular function: hydroxymethylbilane synthase activity. Gene Ontology annotation, biological process: heme biosynthetic process. NCBI's taxonomy places the organism in Eukaryota, Metazoa, Chordata, Actinopteri, Labriformes, Labridae. The record is from RefSeq and is a predicted model, not a curated record.